Molecule: messenger RNA, 3646 nt
Organism: Humulus lupulus (European hop)
Lineage: Eukaryota; Viridiplantae; Streptophyta; Magnoliopsida; Rosales; Cannabaceae
Product: protein MALE DISCOVERER 1
Exons: 13
Coding region: 1016-3166 (716 amino acids)
Biological process (GO): protein phosphorylation
Molecular function (GO): protein binding; ATP binding; protein kinase activity
Source: RefSeq, a predicted model, not a curated record
AAUAAAAAAGAAGAAGAAGAAGAGAGAGAGGCAGAGAGGUAAGCACGCAACAAGAGAGAGGAUUUCAUGCAAUAUUUAUACAAAAAUCCUGAUUUGCCGCUCUGUUAGAGUUGGCCUAAACCAAUCAGACAAGAGAAGACAAAAAAAAAUGGUUAGUGGGACCCAUCAAUCCCUUUGAGCCCAAAAAAAAAAAAACAGAAAACAGAACAGGUUGUUGUAGGGUGGCUGGUUGGGAUUAGAGAGAGAGAGAGAGAGUAGUGAGAGAAACAAAAUUAAUAAAAAAAAUAAAUAAAAAUAGUGAAAGAGAGAGUUUCCUGAGGAAGGAGACCCCAAAAGAUGGUCGAAGACAUGGUGCUCUGAGAUCAUCCUGGAAAAGGCAGUGAUAGAGAAGAAUAUUAUAACUUAAAUGUUUGAAAAAUAGUAUGAAAUCAAUGAUGAUGAUGAUGAUUUCAUAUUAUUUUUUGUUUGCUGCCUUUUGAGUCUCAAUCUCCAUCCACUGCUAUCCCCAAGAAACUUUCGAUUUCAUUUUUAUUUCUCUGUUUUCUGCAAAUAAUUAUAUUUUAAUCGUUAAUAUUUAAAUAAACUACAUAAAAGUUUGUGUUGCUACGGUCCAAAAGGACCCAGGAACAAGUUAUUCCACAUCGAACAUCCUUUUGGGCUCUUCUGCAUGCUUCACCCAAAAUUUGAGCUGAACGGGAACGGGGUUCUGCGUUUGUUGAUGAAAAGGGUGUUGUAAAAUCGAAUUGAAAGUCGUAAUGAUGAGGGAUCCAGAUAUCAUUAUGGUGGUUCGAAGCGAAGGACUUUUAUUUGUUUGUAACAUAGUUUUUGUUUCCUUUUUCAUUGUAUUUCGUUACCGGUUUUGAAGAAGAAAGAAGAAAAGGGUAAAAGGAAAAUAAAUAAAUAAAAGAAAAAAGAAGAAAAACCUGGCGAUUUUGUACAGUACAUUGUGUAGCGUCGUGGCUUUCAGCGGAAAUAGUCACUGCCUCUACCAUUGUGGAAUCAGGUUCGUCAAGCUAUGGGGGGUAGAUGGAACCCAUUUGGAAUUGGGAUUUCGUGUUUCUUGGUUUUGAUUCUUUGUUCUGGAAUUCGAGUGUGUUGGUCGCUUAAUGAUGAAGGAGUCAUUUUGCUCGCAUUCCGGGUUAGGAUCAAUUCCGACCCUUAUGGUGCUUUCGAGAAUUGGAAUCCUAAAGAUGGCCAUCCUUGCUUUUGGUCGGGAGUUGAUUGUGUAGAUGGCAAAGUGCAUAAACUGAAUAUGACUAAUCUUGCUUUGGAAGGGACUUUGGCACCUGAGCUUGCAAAACUUAGUAACCUAAGAGCUCUGGUGCUCAGCAAGAACCAACUUUCUGGAUCAAUUCUUAAGGAAAUUGGGGAGCUCAGGGAGCUAGAGCUGUUGGAUUUGAGGGAUAACAACUUCAAUGGAACAAUUCCUGCUGAAAUAGGCAUGAUGCAAUCACUGAAAUACUUGUUUCUUUCUGACAAUAGAUUUGAAGGCAGCAUUCCUCUAGAUCUUGGUAGGCUCAACAUGCUCUCUGAAUUUGAGUUUGAUGACUACCACCAAUUCAAAGACUUUCCUGGAAUUGACUACAUGAACAGAAAGUUGGGACACUGCAUUUUCAAGAGACAUUCCAACCACAACAAUUUGGCUUCUUCUUUAUUUAGUCCAAUCAAAGUAGCUGUGACGUAUUAUCUGAAUUUGCUAGAACUGCCAUUGUUCAGUUCCGAAAAGGACUCUUUGCAUAGCAGUAUAUCAGUUUCCUCCAAGUCUCAUGCACUCCAAAUUGGUCAGAAGUUUCUCAGUUUUGCACGCCGCAAGCUACUGGACCAAGCUAGUAAUCUCCCAGCUGCACCUGCAGUUGGUGUUUCACCUCCUGGACAAAUCAUUGCUCUUCCAUUCACCCGAAGUAGUGGGGCUUUCCCAGCUGUACCGAAAGGAAAGAGGAAACGAUUUCAUGCCCCUGCACCACUUCCUUUGCCACCUACUCCUCCAAUACACAAUCCUUCGAAUCCUCGAGGACAUCAUUCAAAACAUGCAAAUGAAUUCCCCUUAAAUUCAACAAAUCAUCCUUUGUCAGAUGAUUCUGAAAGCAUUUGGAAGUAUAUAACUAUUGCUGGAGGUCUGGCUGUCUUGCUUAUUGUUGCUGCAGCAAUGCUCUGCAUGUGGCGAAGCAAAGCUGUGAAAACCAUAGGUCCUUGGAAAACUGGACUGAGUGGACAGCUGCAGAAAGCAUUUAUAACAGGAGUUCCAAAGUUGAACCGUUCAGAGCUAGAAACAGCAUGUGAAGAUUUCAGCAAUAUCCUUCACACUGUUGACGGUGCCACUAUGUACAAGGGAACACUGUCCAGUGGGGUUGAGAUUGCUGUUGCAUCAACCACAGUACCUAGUUUCAAAGAGUGGAAAAAAGCUGCUGAAUUGGCUUAUCGAAAGAAGAUUGAUACACUUUCAAGGGUGAACCACAAAAAUUUUGUCAAUCUUAUUGGUUACUGUGAGGAGGAUGAACCUUUUGUUAGGAUGAUGGUGUUUGAGUAUGCUCCAAAUGGAUCCCUGUUUGAGCAUCUACAUGUUAAAGAGGUUGAACAUCUUGACUGGAAUGCAAGGAUGAGAAUUUUAAUGGGAACUGCUUACUGUCUUCAGUAUAUGCACCAUGAUCUUAACCCCCCUGUAGCACAUCCUAACCUCUCCUCAAAUGUCAUCUUUUUAACAGAUGAUUAUGCUGCUAAGAUUGCAGAGAUUGGUUUCUGGGAAUUUUUCAAGUCAAAGAAUCAGACCGAAAACGAUAAAGAAAACUCAGAACUGCCACCCUCUGCUGAUCCAGAAACAAAUGUCUAUUGUUUUGGAGUCUUGUUGCUAGAGAUCAUUUCUGGAAAGCUUACCUACUCGGAAGAACAAGGGUGCCUUGUGAAGUGGGCUUCUCAGUACUUAAACGACAAAAGAAGCAUUAGCUACAUGAUUGAUCCGAACCUCAAAUCGUUCAAGAACAAUGAGUUAGAUGUCAUCUGUGAGGUCAUCCAAGAGUGCAUCCAACAAGACGCAAGACAUAGACCAACAAUGAAGGAAGUAACUUCAAAGUUAAGGGCAGUGAUUUCUAUAUCACCAGACCAAGCUACCCCAAGACUUUCUCCACUUUGGUGGGCUGAACUUGAGAUUUUAUCAGUAGAGGCAACCUAAAGUCUACUUUUCAUAUCUCGUAUCAGUGUUGUAUGUCAAGUUCCUGUUUCUCUCUUUGUAUCAAAAUGGUAUAGGAAAGCUUUUUACAUGUGCUCCCCCUGCUGCUUAAGAUGGUAUUGAAAUCCCUUUUUGCCUCCUUUUUCAUCAUCAUUCGUCAUUCCAUUAUAAUCAUAUUCAUAUUCUUUCUUCUUCUUCUUCUUCUUCAUUCUCUAUGCUAAGAAUAAUAAUGCAAAACGAUUGCUGCUAUCAUAUUUUUACAAGUGGGAUGUGGUAACUUUUAAUAUAACACCAGAUAUAUGUACUUAUUUUGUUUCUUUUUUGGGCAAGUAUAUAAUUGUAUUUUGGUGUUGUUUGGGAUGUAAAACUAACACAAUACUGGGAUGCCUCAGACCCUUUGAAUUAUACGUAAAUUUGUGAAACUUAUAUAUUAUUUGUAGGUUGGUGAGAAAUCUUAUUCAAAUAAUUCAUAUUCUUUUUUCA